CCUUACAGCUCAGUACUGUGACUGUGAGCCUUUUCCCUGGCUGGUGUGUUUUGUGGGACAUUGUCAAGGAUUAGUUGAGACACUUGUAAAAUCAAAGUUAAACUUAGUGUUGAGUGGGCCCUGGAAAUACUACACACAAGUGAAGGCUAAACUGGACUAAAGGUAGGAUGUAAUGUAAUGUUUGUUUUCAAGAGCAGAGGCCAAUCAUUGAUACUUGCUACCUAAUAAUCCCCACAGUGCUCUGUGGGUGUACCUGAUGCACUUUUCCUGCAAGGCAGUCAUCUAAUUUAACAGUUGUUUAAUUUUUGUACACAUAUGCAUUUUCUACUUCCCUGCCAAACCCAUAUUAAGGACAUGAAUUGUUGUUAGUAUUGUGCUGGGAUCAACAUGUUGCUCUGAAAUUGAACUCAGAUGUUGUUUUAUCCCCCACGAGAUACACAGAUGUGUUGAAAAUGUCACAUCGUUAUUAAAAGGGUAUCCAGGCAGGUUUGUGAGGCCAAAUAUAGUCCUUAUCAGCCAGCGCAGCAUGAGUGUGCAGUUCAGCAGGGUGAGCAUGGAGCGUAUCACCAACACAUGUGAAGUAUAACUGAAUGUGUCGCAGAAUGACAGAUGAGGCCACAAAACCACAAGCUGGGAGAAGACCAUUGAGAAAAGGGACAGUUUUUCUGGGUGACCUCAGCUCACCCACGCACGGCUCCGGCUCACAAUCCUGGUUAUCAAAGCAGCUCAGCGUCUUCACGGUCCGCAAGGCGGAAACUGGGGAUGAGGAGGGUGUGUGCCUGCUGAACUGAAGAGAGGGAGACACUCAGAGAGGAUGGACGGGAGACACAGAACCAUGGCUCUAGUUUUUCUGCUCUGGACCAUUGCAGACAUGCAGGCAGCGGGCCAGAUUCUGGAUGUGUGUGCUUCCUGCCACGCUAACGCCACAUGUGAUGACAAGUCUGACGGCUCUGGGAAAGUGUGCAACUGUAUGUACGGCUUUGUCGGGAAUGGAAGAACCUUCUGCCAAGACAAAGAUGAGUGUCAGAUAGGAGCCAGUAAGAUCUGUGGGCAGCACACCUCCUGCCACAACACGUAUGGUAGCUACUACUGUACCUGUCUGGACGGCUACAGCCCCUCCAACAGCAUGGCCAACUUCAUCCCAAACGACGGAACCCACUGCCAGGACAUUGAUGAGUGCAGGAUCCCGGGGCUCUGCGGAGAGGGAGCUCUGUGCAGGAACCUGGAGGGGAGCUUCGACUGCAGCUGCCAGGUGGGAUACCAGGUGCACAACGGAGCUGAGCCCUUCCACCCUCAGAAAGACAAGGCCUCCUGCAAAGUGGUUGACUGCGGCCAGCCUCCCUCAGUGGAGGACACGGUGCUGCUGUCAGCCACAGGGACCAGGUACGGCAGCGUGGCCAUGUUCGGCUGUGAUGACGGCUUCCUGUGGAGAAGUGGAGACAACACCUCUGUGUGUGCAGCUGACGGAGCGUGGAGAGGACCAACCAUGGUCUGUGAAGAGGUCGACUGUGGCUCUCCCCCCGCCCUCCCUCACUCACACAUACUGUGGAAUAAAUCCUCAAAGAUGGGCUCUGAGGUCAUUUAUCAGUGUAACUCGGGAUAUCACCAUGUUGGGAAGGGCAACGUCUCCGUGUGUGCUCCCAGUGGACGGUGGGAGGAGGCGUCUGUGCUCUGCCGAGAGAUCUUGUGUGGGAGUCCUCCUGUGAUUGAAUCCACCGAGCAGGUGUGGAACGGUAACUCAGCCCCCGGCAGCACUGUGCUCUAUUCCUGUAAAGAGGGCUUUUAUGACAAAGGAGGAAGUAAUUUGUCUGUCUGUAAUGAAAGCGGUCGUUGGACGCGGCCAACCCUCUCAUGCCAAGAGAUUUUAUGUGGGGAUCCUCCUAUUCUUCCCCACACCUGGCAAGUAUGGAACGGUAGCUCCAUCCCUGGAAGCUCAGUGACUUACUACUGUAAAACAGGAUUUUAUGACGAGGGAGUAAAUAAUAUCUCGCUCUGUGCAAUUAAUGGCUUCUGGACAAAGCCAAACAUCUCAUGCAAAGAAAUUGACUGCGGUACGCCCCCAGCCCUCCCUCAUUCAGUCAUGCUGUGGGAUAGGAGGUCUGCCAUGGGCUCUCAGGUGGUUUAUCAGUGUAACUCUGGAUAUCAUAAUGUUGGAGAGGGAAAUGUAUCGGUUUGCUCUGCCAGUGGAGAGUGGGAAGUGGCCUCUUUCCUCUGUCAAGAAAUCAAUUGUGGGGAGCCUGUUUUUAUACCACACACUAAAGUACUAUGGGAUGGCACAUCACACCUUGGUAGCUUGGUGUAUUACCAAUGUGAUGAAGGAUAUUACAGUAAAAGCACCCGAAACUACUCAGUGUGUGGAGAGCAUGGACGUUGGGAAGAUAUCGACCAAUCAUGUGAAGCUAAAUGUGGCCCAGUUCCACUCCUGGCCAACGCAGAGGUGGUGUGGCACAACAGAAGUGUUGUGAUCCAUCGCUGUGUGGACGGAUUUCACAGCUGGAGGGGCAGCAACGUCUCUGUGUGUGGCCACACCGGGAUGUGGCAGAUGGCCACGCUGAGAUGCAUAGAAAUCAAGCCUGCUAUCAAUCACUUAAUAGUUAUUAAUGAGAAAUGUCUGCACUGGAAAGCAGAGAAAUAUGAAGAGGAUACUGAAAUUUACAAGGUGAUGUACUUUGGAUCCAGGGAGUACCAGAGGUCAUUUCGUGAUAAAAGGACGCAGUUUCUCAGCUCCAAGGCUGAACAAGUGGAACUGUGUCUCAACCUGCUUCCUGUGACAAACUACAGCAUCUCCAUCACUGCUAUGUCCUCCAGCUUCACCGCCACCAUCACCGCCAACACCAGCUUACAAGUCCCUCAAGCCCCAGUCAUCCACUACAAAGAAUAUGAGACUCCGCUGCCUGUUUUGAGGCUACACAGAUCAGCGAACACCCAGGACCCAAUAAGUCUGUACCAGGUGUUUGUGCUGCUGGUGGAGGGGAUGAUGGUGUUUGACUGCACCUCUCUCAGGACUCCAGACUUCUUCAGCCAAGGGGAGCUCCUGGGACAGUACGUCACAGCCCAGGUCCAGGUCACACACGUGGGGACAGAGAUGAACUUCACUGUGGGGGACGGACUCUACUACGAAGGCUUCUUCAAUGCACCGCUGGAGAGCGGCAGAAACUACUACGUCAUCCUUCGAGCUGUCAGUCAGUGGAGAGGGGCUUUUAAAAGUUCCUGUGUUCUGUGGGCAAGAGUAAGAGGUACAUCCUAUGUGCUGAGGGUUUCCUCGCUGUCAGCUGUUGCAUCAAUAGGGCUGGUUGCCUUGGUCAUUUUGGGCAGACUCACCUACAUGUGGUUUUUCAAGAAGACAUGACACCCUGUGCAUCUCUUUAUUCUGACAAAUAAAUGAAUCUGUAAUUUAACUGAAUUUAAUAUGAAACUGAAUUCAGUCUCCCAUGCCAUUUGUACAAUUUGUUAUAAUUUGU
This is a messenger RNA of Myripristis murdjan (pinecone soldierfish), 3461 nucleotides long. RefSeq names its product sushi domain containing 1 (gene susd1). The record is from RefSeq and is a predicted model, not a curated record. The transcript has 18 exons. NCBI's taxonomy places the organism in Eukaryota, Metazoa, Chordata, Actinopteri, Holocentriformes, Holocentridae. Gene Ontology annotation, molecular function: calcium ion binding. Bases 815 to 3349 code for a protein of 844 amino acids.